Molecule: messenger RNA, 253 nt
Organism: Sphaeroforma arctica JP610
Lineage: Eukaryota; Ichthyosporea; Ichthyophonida
Exons: 1
Source: RefSeq, a predicted model, not a curated record
AUGGAGUUGGCCAUAGUGUGGUCCAAUAGACCGGGAGUCGGGGGCAGUGAGGACGGGCGAAGGGCAAGCCUGUUUGGGGAUAACAGGAGCAAUCUAGGAGACAACAGGAGUAGCAUGGGCGACAGGAGGAGUCGCUUUGGGAGCAUGUACGGAGAUGGGAGUAUUCGGAGUAGGCACGAAUCUACUCUGAGGAGGAAGGACAGUCUAGCGAGUGUAGUGAGUAGGGCGUCGCGCCGGUAUAGUGUAGUAGGAG